Pygocentrus nattereri (red-bellied piranha) is the source of this 6337-nucleotide messenger RNA. RefSeq names its product transcription factor 3a (gene tcf3a). Bases 558 to 2417 code for a protein of 619 amino acids. Gene Ontology annotation, cellular component: transcription regulator complex. Gene Ontology annotation, molecular function: protein dimerization activity; RNA polymerase II cis-regulatory region sequence-specific DNA binding; DNA-binding transcription factor activity, RNA polymerase II-specific. The record is from RefSeq and is a predicted model, not a curated record. Gene Ontology annotation, biological process: regulation of transcription by RNA polymerase II. The transcript has 19 exons. NCBI's taxonomy places the organism in Eukaryota, Metazoa, Chordata, Actinopteri, Characiformes, Serrasalmidae.
GGCAUAGUGCUCGGCGGUUUACAACAACAGCGUCCGACUAUUGCAUUAAACUUGAGCGUACGAUUGAUUUUUUGUGUGCUGCUGCUUGAAAAGUACCGUGGUCUGAAUUCAUUUCGAAGCGACGACGUGAAACAUCGCAUUUUUCGUUUUGGGCGUUUGAAAUUGGACACCGCUGUAACGUCCUCGUUUUUCUGCGGAGUAAUACACUAUUGGGGAUGACAAUGUGGAGGUGGCUAAAAUGUCUACUCGGAAGAUGAAACGGUCACAGUGAUAGCAACCGUAAGAAAACGGUAAGCUACAACUUGGCAGAGUUCAAUUUUCAUAGUUAUUACGUCGUAAUUAUACUUCAGCGGGUCCCGUUAGACUUUUUAAGGAUAAGGGAGGACGCGGAACUCAAUUACUUCGCGAUUUACGGGACGUAAAACACGGAGGGGGGAUUUGUCCCCCAACUUUAUGUUUUUCUCUCUCCCGAAAACACUCCUGUUGGAUGCCGAACGCUCAAACCGACGAAAGGGUAGUACAUUCUCUGUGUGUCUAUGUGUGUGUACUAAGAAAGAAUGAGUGAUACCAGCAUCAGAAUGACCACAGCAGGAACAGACAAGGAACUCAGUGAUCUCCUGGACUUCAGUGUGACGUUUCCUCUUCCAGUGUCGAAUGGAAAGAACAGAUCUGCUACUUUAGCCAGCACACCAUUCGUGGGCUCAGGUAUGGAUGAUCGGAGUGGUUCAGGCACCUGGGGCUCAGGAGAACAGAACAGUUCGUCCUUCAGUUCACGCGCUUUUGGAGACGGAGCUCACUACAGUGAACACGAAAACAUGUCCCCCUCAUCAUUGUACAGCUCAGGGCUCGGAGGUAAAUCUGAAAGAGGACCAUAUCCAUUUGGCUCACAGUUCCUACCAGGGGAAGUCCUGUCCAGUCCUGAUGGUCUGUCUCCCUCUGGCCUCAAAUCCACAUUCUAUAGCUCAUACCCCAACCGCAGGAGACCCCCAGACACUGUUCUCGAUACUCAGCCGAAAAAGAUCAGGAAAGUGCCCCCUGGUCUCCCAUCCUCGGUCUAUCUAGCAGUUCCUGGUGAAGACUAUAACCAGGAAAAUGCAGAUUACCCAGCCUCUAAAACUGGCAGCGUCUACCCUGGCCCUUUUUAUCUGCAAGAAGGUCUUCAAGACUGGGGUCAGCCAGGUUACCCAUCUAUGCCGCACCUUGGUCAGUCAGCCCCCUUCGCUGCCAUCAACGCUGAUCGCCUGAAGAGACAACCCCUGCCUCUCUCCCCUCCAAACUACCCUCACCAUGGCAACGAGGUUAACGGGGGCAGCCUUCUGGGCAGCUUCCAGUCCUCAUCCAGUGGCUACGGGGUCCCCAACCACACGCCGCCCAUCAAUGGAGCAGACAGCAUCAUGGGCAAUAGAGGCAACACGGCAGGAAGUUCAGGGGAUGAGAUUGGAAAAGCUCUCGCAUCAAUUUACCCUUCAGACAACAAUGGAAGCAACUUCUCCUCCACUCCACCUACCCCAGUGGGCUCUCCACAGAACAUGUCAGCCUCUGCUUCCCAGUGGUCUAGAGGAUCCACACAACCUACACCAUCACCCAGCUUUGAGGGAGGACUACAAGCACUGCAAAACAAGAUGGAAGACUGCCUGGGUGAAGCUCUCCACGUGUUAAGAAACCACGCAGUGGGGACUGGCCCAGGGUCAGGGCUGGGAGCAGAUAUGCAUAGUCUACUUAGCGCGGCCGGAGGAGCUGCUGGCCUGAGCUCCCUCAGCCAGAGCUUCCCUCUCCAUGGUCGGCUGUCUGGCAUGGUGCCCGAGCACCAUGAGGAAUCGGCAGGCCUUCCCCCCACCAGUGGCCUCCUGCAUGGGCACCACGCCCCCCCACAAGCCCCUGCCAGCUCCCAGCCCGAGGCCUUCACCAGUUUGCCUGGAAGCCUUUCUCGCUCCUCUCUUUCCUCCAGCACAGACAUCAAGAGGGAGGAGAAGGAGGAUGAUGAGAACAGCUCAGUCAGUGACAAGCUGGAGGAUGAUAAAGACAAGAUGAACCGCAGGACAAGUCUCCACACUGAUGAAGAGGAGGAUCUGCCAGUGGAGGUGAAGGUGGAGCGGGAGAAAGAGCGGCGUAUGGCCAAUAAUGCCAGAGAGCGCCUUCGUGUGCGCGACAUCAAUGAGGCCUUCAAAGAGCUGGGCCGCAUGUGCCAGCUGCACCUGAGCAAUGAGAAACCGCAGACCAAGCUGCUCAUCCUGCACCAGGCUGUUAGCGUAAUUCUCAACCUGGAGCAGCAAGUGCGAGAGCGUAACCUGAACCCAAAGGCAGCGUGUCUAAAGAGAAGGGAGGAGGAAAAGGUGACAGGCGUCGGAGGAGAUCCUCAGAUGCCUCUGGGAGGAGGCCACUCCGGGCUGGGUGGUGACGGGCACAGUCAUAUGUAAUAUUUAUAUCCAGUCAUAAUGAGUGCUUUCAGACGUGGCCUUAAUCUUCUAUGUACUGUCUCAAUGUGCGCAUACACUCACAUCGUGACUGUGCAUAAGAACCUUUUAAACAGACAUGACUCGUGCAAAUACAACAUCCUUUGGUGAAAAACUGACACACAAUUAAACACAUACAUCAUGGACCAUUGAAGCAUCCUGAAGAACACUGCUGAGAAAGAGAGACAGGAACUCUCUGAGCAUAAAGAACAAGGGUAUUUGCUUUGCGCUCAUUUUUUGUCUUUUUUCUUUUUUAUGGGCACCUCUUGCUUACAUGACUGGGAGCAAUGGUGUAUUUCACCAGGACUGAUGUGAUUCAGUCUAAAACUAGACAACCAUUCCCCACAGACUCAACAGCCGUCAUCUAUGUUUAUAAGGAGAAAAAAACAAAACACAUCCUUUUUUUGUCAUGUCAAAAACAUGGAUCCACCAGCUUCUACUAGUUUCAACUAAUAUCAAGUAUUUGCAGAAAAGACUGAUAUGGAUUUCCAACUACAUUAUUGAGGCCACCAUCUGGCCUCUAAAAGAAGACAGUGUGCUACUACAUAGCGCGCACACACAAACUUUUUGAGCAGUCAAGGGCUCAAAUGAGGGAACAGAGAAUUUUUUAUAUAAUACAUAGACUCAUUAUUUUGUACCAUCUCACAUCUCAGCAAGAGUAAAAGUGAGAAGAAAAGCUGGAGGUUAUAAACCCCUCAAAUUCUGCUUGUGUUUAUUGCAUUAAUGUUGAGCAUCUGUGCUCUUAUAAACUAUCCUAACUGGAACCCUUUCAUAAUCUGCCAUGCCAGCCAAAGCAUCAACACCAACUCUUUAUUUGUGUUUAUAGGACUAGCACAUGUUAGCUAGCAAUUGAGUUUUAGAAUUUUAAAAGAGGAACAAGCAGUCCUCUUGACUGCACGGAGCAACUGACACCUCUUCAUCCAAGAAUAUCUUCAUCCAAGGAACCUCUCAAACUUCCACAUGCUCCUGCAGCAACAUAGCAUUUCAACAUUGUGUCUUUCUGCCCUUGAUCUUUUAUCCCUGCUGCUCUAAUGUCUGAGGGAAAUGCCUUGGACAUUGACUCCAUCUAUGCUUAAGCAUUGUUUUUAGAAGCCUGAAAUGAAAUUUUUUGGGGUCAGUGAUACAUUGCUUAACUCAUGUCAGGGGUAUUUGUGUGUUUCGUUGACUUGGAUAGUGUCAACCAUGAACUGCAUCUGCUGCCACUUCUGGACAAUAUUUUUCUUUGAAAUAGAGAAAGAUAGAUAAUGGCUUAUUUGAACAAUUAUGUCAGGUCUUCAUGAGAAGAUCCUCUUGUUAAACUGUCGACUCUUUACAUUUCGUUUAAUUUUUUAUAAAGUUCUUUUGAAUGUUAUUUUUACUUUUUGAUGUUUUAAAAAAUAUGCGAAAAAUCCUAGCAUUCAAGGAUGCCAGGAACAAUUCUAAUCAUUUCAUAUGUCUUUUGCAAUUUUGAUAAGGUGUUUUAAUGAAUGGGAAUGGAAUAGGAUUUAGCCAACCGUUGUUUCUUGAGAAAUGCCUAUUCGUUCAUUGUCAUAAAUUAAUAUUCCCUAUGAUCGUUGCUCCCAUUGUCUAGAGGGAUUGAGUCACUGCAAUUAUGCCUUUUUUUUUUUUUAAUGUUUCAUUGCCCUCAGAAUCAAAUAGUAAUUAUAGUAUUGUGGUUGCACCACCAUAAUGAAAUCUUUUCAUAAAAGCCAUGUUGUCCUUCACCUGAAAGUGAACACGAUACUGAUUCCUCAUUUAAACAACCGCUUUCAGCAGUGUUCUUCAGUCAGUUAAAUAAAAUAUCUUCAAGGAAUGGUUCGAUGAAAAGUUAUAUGUACACAAAUCUCUGAUUAUCUGAGAUGUAGUCAGUGUGACAAAACAUGUUUGGGGUCCAAAUUUGUUCUUUAGCACUGGAGCUAGAAGACUAACAUUCCUGAUGUCACCAAGAUCUUUGUGUAGAAACAUCAAAAUUUCUUUCAAACUGCAUCUAAGAUUGUACAAACCUAUUGACAAGUUUAGGACACACCAUGACUUACUGUGAACUAUAAAACAAAACAAAACUUCACUGUGUAGCACAAUGCUGUGGGCAGCCACUUUAGACAGCUAGUGUCGUGCUGAAGUUCGUCUUGGUCACACAGGCUUAUACGUGUGUGUGUGUGUGUAUGAGAGAGAGAGAGCGAGACAAAUGACAACUCUAGUAUCCAUGUGUCUGUAUGGAUAUUUACAGAUAAAGUGGAGCACAACUGUGGAAUAUUAUGUCAGUUGACUUGUAGUGAUUCGAUCGAUUUUAGCCUUGUAGCUCCAUUGCUAGACUAAAACAAAAUUGUGACACCAAACAUGUUUUGGCUGUUUGAGUACCUCUGUGUUGCAUGGAAAAUUAUGUAAAAAUUAUUUUUCACCAAACCAUUUGAUAAAAACUCGAAAGAUAAGGGUUGUAGUCAUUUGUGUUUUACAGAGAUCUAUAUAGUGUCGGAGGAAUCUUAGUGGGAGAGAGCUGAGGGUGGCCUUCUUCAUUGUCCUGACUGACUGUCCGCACCCAACGGGGUCAUACUUGGGGAGUGAUAACAUACUAGUGCCUGCACGUUUUAUUUUUCAGUUCAGUCCUGAAGUCAGGUUUUCAUUCAAAUGUCACAUGUUUUUUGGUGGCUUUACUUGAGAAUAUUUUAUAAAUUCACAUGAAGACUGGGGCAUGGGAAUUUUUAGUGUAUCUUAAAAUGAAUUUUUGCUCUUGCGAGCAAAUAAAAGUACUUUCUUUGUAAAUGUGUUCCAUGUUUAGUUUUUAAUGUGCUCAGUGGUGCACAGUGCUGAUUCCGAUCAGUUAUGAAGUAUGUUUCCUAUGCUUUCAGUAUCUGUAUUUAUCUUGGUAACACAGCUCAGAUACUUUAAAAGCAUCAACCACAAUAAUGCAUUCACCAGCAUGUAUGACAGGCAUGAAAGGCCUGAAACUUCCAUCUGAAACUGAGCUAUCCAUCAUUUAUGAUGUACAGGAGAAACUGAAAUCACAAUCAUUGGCAUAUUAUGCAGAAGGGAUGAUAAAUGGAGUGAAAUCUGAAUUUAUUACAAUGUUCAGUUCAGUAUUUUAAUUAGUCUGGAAGCCCACUCUAAUAUGGAAUGAUAUUCUUGUUAAUAUGGAAUAUUAUUAAGUGUUCUUGCACUCCAGAGGUUUGAAUCAUAAAUUUGUUGUUCUAGUGUUCUAAAUUGAAUCAAAAGCUGUAGUAUGGUGCCUCAAAUUGAGGUAGUUACUUUCUGUGGGCUGUACUGAAACAAAAUUUGUAAUCUUUCAUAUGUCUCUCUCGUUCCUCUAAAUUCAAACCUUUUCUAUAGGAGUGGAAAUAUCAACAUCUCUGAAGGAUUUAGAAUUAUGGCCAGUUUACUGACAGAUUGAGCCAAGUUUAGGUUAAAAAAAUGCAGCUGAGAAUCUCCACAUGUGCAGUUUUGUCUACAGGGUUAUUCAAAACUGGAUUCACGGCUUUGCAAUAAUGAAGAUUCAUUCAGUUCAAAGCAAACAUAUGGGGUUAAAUUUGCUUAAGUACCUUGCAUAGAACCCUAAUCACAUUUCCUCAUGCAUCCAGAAUUGGGCUUUUUAAACUGACUCUGUAGAGUUCUUAUUUUGGAAAUCAAGUGCACAAAACUCAUUACUCAUCUUAGGUGUUUUUUUUUUUUUGUUUGUUUUGUUUUUGACACGUUCAUCUGCAGAAUCUGCUGACUCAAGACAUUGGGGAGGUUUUCUUUUGUCCCCAAAGUGCCUCCACUUUCCUAUUUUUUUAUAUAAAGUAGCUAUUCAGAACUGUUAUGUAUAUAACGUAGCAAUAAAUGUGCCAUUUUAAUAACAGAAGUAUACCUUUUUUCAAUUGUCUGUCUUUUUUAUUGCUUAUGUACCCAAAUAAAGAAAAAACACAAUGCAA